CCGACGACACACAGCGGCACAGCAACAGCAACAGGUCACGGCGCUACUGAAACACAGGCCAGUCCUAGAGGAUCUAGUUUGCCACAAGCAAAUAUAAAAAUAACAAACAUUUGCAUACGUUUAUUCAAAUAAGGUACUGGAGACAACCGAUAAAAACACAGACAGAUAACAACCAAUGAGCGAUAACACACGCGCACAGUCCAGAGGGCACGGCCCCGCCUGGUGCAGCGUCAUACAUUAUUACUGGUCAUAAAUGCUCUUAUUGUCGUCAUAAGAACUCGAUUGUGACGGUGGCGUCAUGUCUACGAUCGAAAGGUUCUUAAAGUACAAAACACGCUAGAAUGGCUUUCUCCAAUCGGUGUUUUGUUUUUUCAGAUACCAUGCAUGGCAGCUUUCUUGUGGACAUUUAGCAUCCUCGCUUUGGAUCUAAUUCCCGUUUGUUUUUGCACUCAGAAUAUGGCAGUAUAUAAGAAAAAUCUUGCGUCCAACGUGUCUUCAAAGGACUCGCGCAUUUCCUCGAUAUAUGGAGAUAGCGAAGAGGAUUCGAUCGCCCCUUGGAAUCUUGAUCAAAGUUUCAGCUGGGGCAAUUCAUCCAAUAGCGCUUUUUUACAAGACCCGUCCACUGAUCAACGUGGCUCAAACUCUGACCCAGGCAGCCAGCUGUCCUUAUCUCAACAUCUCGACUUUAAUGAAUUGCUGGAAGAAUGUUUCGUUUUUGAGGCUCUUCAAAAUGUGGUUUCCGAGUUUGAUGCGAAUCCUGUCCCUCUCAGCAAGGCAGAGCGGCCAUCAUCUCAUAACAGCGUCCCGGUUGGAAAUGAACAUGUUUAUUUUGCCCCUGACAACAGGGCAGCAUCUGAGCAACAUAUUGACUCCACCAUGCCUCCAAUACACUCCUGCUUGUCCUCUUCGUCUCUGAUGCAGUCCGCAAGCUCUAGAGACAGCAUCCGAGCUCUCAAAGUUGAUGACAGUUCCAACUGGGGGUAUUCAUCCAUGGACAGCCCACUUCCACAAACAUCCACUGAUCAAUACGACUCACCAUCCUGUCUCAGCAUAAGUUCUACAUCUUCUCUAAAUGGGGAACUCCUGCAAGAACGUUUAGAUUUUGAAGCUUUCCAGAAUGGGGUUUCGCAGUUUGGUCAGAAGCUUGUCCCGGACACCAAUGUGGACGGUAGCCCGCGAUCAUCUUGUAACAGCACCAGGUCCAAGAAAGUCCUCAAAAUUCUGAACCUGGUAGAAAGGGAAUUUGAGCUGGGUGAUCGUGUGAAUAACACGCCAACCCCUUCAAAUGACAGAGCGCAAACAGAUUCACACAGCUCUUCUCCUGGGGAGCACUGGUCAUCCACAGGGGUGUGCCCUGUCAGAAAGCUGUCUAUAAACGGGAACAAGGAAUCUAAAGUAGACAAAAAGAAAUAUGUAUUAAUCCUAGAAAAACUCAGCAGCGACAUUGUUGAUGAGCGUUUAAAGACAGACAAUCUCGAGGCUGAGCCCACGCAGGACCAAGAGCUAAUCGAGAGCCUGAAAGCUGCACCUCAGGAUUCGACUGAGCCACCAGCAGACAGACAGACAGACAGAGAAGCAGACACUUCUGAUCAUGAUGUCAAACAGACCAUGCAGCAUCAAGUGGAAUACAGCCAAGAGAAGAGAUCUCAUGAACUACAGGCAAAGGAAGACAAAAGCAAAGAGAAAAACAGAAAACUAAAAGAAAGUGACAUUUCCACCCAAGAACAAGAGCCCAGCUCCCCCGGGGUGUCGGAGACCACUAGAAUUAUUACCGAUGCUUUUGCGAAUUUAUGUCGCAGAACCAAAAAACAAGUUGAACUUGAGCAGAAACUUGGCUUUUGUUUGCUUCCUUUCAAAAGUAGAAUUAGCAGACGUGCGCUCCUCGCUGAGAGCCUAGAGCCGCGUUUGAGCCUCAAUGAGCAGCCAGUCAAUCCGCACAGACAAGGCUGCGUGGCGUCGCUUCCCGAGUGGGCAUGCCCGAGCCAGCCUGACUACCUGGAGCGCGCUGAGCACGGAGGAUCCAGAAGCAGAAGCAGCUUCCCUGUGGAAACAGCGCGGGCCUGCUCAGCGGCCCCCCCGUGGAUCCCGUCUGCACGCAACAAACACAAAAGUGGACAGGAAAAGUGCUCCGUAAAGACACACAGAUUUUACUACAAGACAGAGCACAAUAAAAAGUAUUUGUAAGAAAAUGUGUAAGACUAUAGAGCUGGAGGACAUUGAAUACCACUUUGUAAAUGAUGAUGAAGAUGAAAAUGAUGAUGAAGAUGACGAUGAUGAUGAUGAUGAUGAUGAUGAUUAUUAUUAUUAGUAGUAGUAGUAGUAGUAGUAGUAGUAGUAGUAGUAGUAGUAGUAGUAGUAGUAGUAGUAGUAGUAGUAGUAGUAUAUUAUUUCAGUAUAAUGCAGUAUUUUCAAUAUUUUAAAUGUUAUGGGUGGGGGUGAUAGUUGGUGUAUGUCUUUAUUAAACAUUAUCAAACGUUACUAACUUGCAA
Messenger RNA from Acipenser ruthenus (sterlet), 2489 nucleotides. RefSeq lists its product as uncharacterized. Lineage: Eukaryota; Metazoa; Chordata; Actinopteri; Acipenseriformes; Acipenseridae. The transcript has 3 exons. The record is from RefSeq and is a predicted model, not a curated record. The coding region runs from base 385 to 2184 and encodes 599 amino acids.